AAGAAAUGGACCCAAAAGUUCUAUAGUCCAACAUGUUAACACCAUAAGCAUGCACAAUUGCAUACCACCAAGAAAUGGGCCAAAAAUUCUAUAGUUCAACAUUUUAACACAUCAAGCAUGGCCAAUUGCGCAUGCCAGCAUCAAUCGAGGCCAUUCCUAACUGCUGGGGCUUUUGCUUGUUGCCUUGUUGAAAUAAUAACACAGCACAAUUCAUGGGAUGUGGUUAUAUAUUAGUCCCUUGAUGUAGCAUAUUGUCCGGGUAGAAGAUAGCAAUGCCCCUUUAGAUGAAUCAAGUUUCAUGCACGCUACAAGCCUUCCGCAAUCUUUUGAAGACAUGCAUAGCAGAGAGGGAUCUCUUAACAGGAAAAUCCCUCCACGCACUUUACAUCAAGUCUCUCGUUCCAUCUUCAACCUACCUCUCCAACCACUUCAUCCUCCUCUACUCCAAAUGCCGCCGCCUCAUGGCUGCCCGCAACUCUUUCGAACAGACCCCAGAACCGAACGUCUUCUCUUUCAAUGCCAUUAUUGGUGCUUACGCCAAAGAAUCGCUCACUCACAUUGCCCGCCAACUGUUCGAACAAAUUCCCGAACCUGACAUUGUCUCUUAUAACACCCUGAUUUCAGCUUACGCGGAUUGUGGGGAGCCUGAACCUGCCUUUCACUUGUUUACGAGUAUGAAAGAGAUGGUUCUUGACAUGGAUGGCUUUACAUUAUCUGGUGUCAUCACUGCUUGUUCCAAUGAUGUUUGUUUGAUCAGGCAGUUGCAUUCUUUUGCGAUUUUGGUUGGGUUUGAUUCCUAUGUAUCUGUGAAUAAUGCACUUAUUGCGAAUUAUAGUAAGAAUGGCUUUUUGGAGGAAGCAAAGAGGAUAUUUUAUGGGAUGGGGGAGGGUCGGGAUGAAGUGUCUUGGAAUUCGAUGAUUGUGGUGUAUGGGCAGCACAGAGAAGGGGCAAAAGCACUGGCAUUGUUUCAGGAAAUGGUUCGUAGGGGUCUAGAUGUUGAUAUGUUUACUUUGGCAAGUGUCUUGACUGCAUUUACAUGUUUAGAGGACUUGUUAGGAGGGCUUCAGUUUCAUGCUAAGUUGAUUAAAACUGGUUUUCACCAGAAUUCCCAUGUAGGGAGUGGUUUGAUUGAUUUGUAUUCAAAGUGUGGGGGUGGAAUGUUGGACAGUAGGAAAGUAUUUGAAGAGAUUCCUCAACCGGAUUUGGUUCUCUGGAACACAAUCAUUUCAGGGUAUUCCCAAAAUAAAGAAUUCUCUGUGGAGGCCCUUGAGAGUUUCCGGGAUAUGCAACGUGUUGGGUACCGCCCAGAUGAUUGUAGCUUCGUGUGUGUGAUUAGUGCAUGCUCCAAUUUGUCAUCCCCUUCUCAGGGAAAACAGCUUCAUGCAUCUGCACUGAAAUGCGAAUUCCCUAACAGGAUUUCAGUGAAUAAUGCUCUAGUUGCAAUGUACUCUAAAUGUGGUAAUCUUUUGGAUGGCAGGAGGUUAUUUGAUAGGAUGCCAGAGCAUAACGCUGUUUCAUGGAAUUCAAUGAUUGCAGGCUAUGCACAACAUGGUAUUGGAACGGAGUCAUUGCUUCUCUUUGCACAGAUGCUAGAACGAGGAAUUACACCUACAAGCAUAACCUUCAUCUCUGUUCUCUCAUCCUGUGCUCACACUGGAAGAGUUGUUGAAGGCUGGAAGUAUUUCAACAUGAUGAAAGAGAAGUUUGGAAUUGAACCAGAAGCAGAGCAUUAUUCCUGUAUGAUUGAUCUUUUGGGUCGAGCAGGCAAGCUGAGUGAAGCUGAGAGGUUAAUUGAGGCUAUGCCUUUUGACCCUGGUUCCAUCUGUUGGGCUGCAUUACUUGGUGCUUGUAGAACGUAUGGGAACAUGCACCUAGCAUUGAAGGCAGCCAACCAGUUUCUUCAGCUGGAGCCUUCAAAUGCUGUACCAUACGUCAUGCUUGCAAAUAUGUAUGCCAGUGCUGGGAAAUGGGAAGAAGUAGCUUCAGUUAGAAAGCUUAUGCGAGACAGGGGUGCAAGGAAGAAACCUGGUUGUAGUUGGAUUGAAGUGAACAAGAUGGUACACGUAUUUGUGGCUGAAGACAGUUCACAUCCAAUGAUCAAAGAAAUUUACAAGUAUUUGGAGGAGAUGUCAAGGAAGAUGAAGCAAGUUGGCUAUGUUCCAGAUUUCAGAUGGACUUUAGUUAAAGAUGAUGAGAUUGAACCAGAAGAGAAGGAGAUGAGGUUAGGACAUCACAGUGAGAAGCUAGCUGUUGCAUUUGGGCUGCUUUCAACCAAAGAUGGGGAGCCUAUAUUUGUGGUGAAGAACCUUAGGAUGUGCGGAGAUUGUCAUAAUGCAAUCAAGUUUAUCUCUGCUAUUACCAGAAGGGAGAUCACUGUCAGGGACGCCCGUAGGUUUCAUUGCUUCAAGGAAGGUCAUUGCUCCUGCGGGGAUUACUGGUGAUGAUAGUUAGCUCUCAUACUUUAGUUCCUCCGCAGCAAAGACUUAUUCAAGGAAGGUUGCUCUUCAAAGUUACACCUGCAGGCUAGAUAGAGAAUGCAUUGGCUAUCUCAUGCUGUUCAAGUUCCUUAUUUACCUUCACAUUCCUUGUUGAUGAUUGCUCUCAAUUGAGCCUUCUUCCAUUUGUAUGCUAUUCAAAUUCUAAACAAUUCUUUGCAGGAAUUUUCAGUAUCUUAUGUAACUGAAUGUAGCCAAAAUUAUGAUUUAUAGUGGAGACCUUUUCCAUU
Messenger RNA from Rubroshorea leprosula, 2725 nucleotides. The record is from the annotation of a GenBank genome assembly. Lineage: Eukaryota; Viridiplantae; Streptophyta; Magnoliopsida; Malvales; Dipterocarpaceae.